GGCCCAUUACUGGGUCGUGUUGAGCUGAACUACCCCACUAUGAUGAAGUUACGGCCGGGAGUCGAGUGAAGCCAGGAUUGGUGACAGCAGCGUUUUGCCUUUUCCUCUAGGUAGGUAGUCAGUCUACUUAGUUUCAUUCAACACAAUCUCAACUCUCUCUCAAAAAGGCUUCAGGAUCAUCAACGGCGACUUCUUUUUUUUGUUUUGCUCUGCUUUAUAUCUUCAUUUCAAUAUUCAAGACUUCGAAUCUCUUCUCUCUUCUUUAUACCCUUCCUUUACAAAUCUAUCUUUGAAAAUCCUUCAACAUGGUGGGGUUAGGUCCAAGAAAGCCUCCUUCCCGUAAGGGUAUGUAUCACUUCAACCUUUCCUAUGUCACUCCAAUUUCGGUUUGCUUCGGUCGAUAGACAGUUGAUAUCAGCUCAUACUUCACAUUCACUACUCUUCAUGAGUGAAAGGGCUGUACAACUUGCUACAGCCCAUCUCUAUCAUCUCUCCAAUGUCUAAUCAUAUGAGGACUGUCAGCUUGAAAUCAACAAGCUUGGCAUUUCAAUCUCAAACCAUCACCACAAAAACUCAAGAAACUUUCAAGUCUUUGAAGUCUCUAGAUUAAUGAUUACGAUAUGUCGACAACUUCAACUCCAUCUUCAGGUCCUGCCAAAAAUCCCAAAUCACCAACCAAAGAAGGUUCAUACCUCCUCAUCCAUGUCUUCCACUUAAAGCUACCGCUUUUAGAUUGGUCUACCCGACAAGUGUUCUGUGUAGACCGGUCUAAAAUGUUGACAUAUGCUCCGUAGAAGAGCACAUGAAUGUCGUUUUCCUACAUCUUAUACAAACAAGACAUUAGGAUCUAGCUCUUGGGCAAGAUUCCUGGAGAUAUCUAAAUUCUCUCUAUCAUUCCUGGCUGUGUGGUUGCACAUGACCAAGUACAGUCUUGGCUCCUUGACAUGGACUACCGAUGACAGCAUAACUUAAUAUCAAAAGCCUAUCUCCAUUCUAUGGUUCCCUUUCAACUUACAAUGAGGUCAUAAAGUUUUGAUUAGAUUUGCUAACUCACGACAUGCACACAGGUUCCAUGGCGGAGGUUCCAAAGAAUUUCUUGGAGCAAAUCAAGAAACUUGAGCAACAGUUCACUGUUGACACCAAAAAGCUCAAGGAAAUCACAGAACAUUUCGUCUCUGAGCUUACUAAAGGUAAAUACUCUAUCCUAUCACUGUAAUGUAAAUGUUGUGCUGAUUUCAAACCAGGUCUCACCGUGGAGGGUGGAAGUAUUGUAUGUUCUUUCGCUCCAUUUUAGGUCCCAUGCUAAUUUUCAAAAUAGCCAAUGAACCCAACAUGGUGUAUGUCAUUCCCAGACGGUUAUGAAACCGGUACUUUCCUCGCUUUGGACAUGGGAGGUACCAACUUGCGUGUCUGUGAGAUCAUCUUGACUGAUGAGAAGUCUGAGUUCGAUAUUAUGCAAUCAAAGUACCGCAUGCCGGAAGAACUCAAAACCGGUGAUGCCGAUGAGCUUUGGGAGUACAUUGCGGAUUGUCUUCAGCAAUUCAUCGAGUCUCAUCAUCAGGGCGAGAAGCUCGACAAAUUGAGCCUCGGUUUCACCUUUUCCUACCCAGCUACCCAGAACUACAUUGAUGAGGGUAUUUUACAAAGAUGGACCAAGGGCUUUGAUAUUGCGGGUGUUGAAGGCGAAAACGUUGUUCCAAUGUUCGAAGCAGCUCUUGCUAAGAGAGUAAGUGUUGAAUCAAAAUUCCAAAUAUAUAGCGCUUGCUAAAUCCGUCAGGGUGUGCCAAUUAAGCUCACUGCUUUGAUCAAUGACACCACUGGUACUUUGAUCGCUUCCGCAUACACUGAUACAUCCAUGAAGAUUGGAUGUAUCUUUGGAACUGGUUGCAAUGCUGCUUACAUGGAAAACUGUGGCUCCAUUCCAAAAUUGGCCCACAUGAACCUACCUCCUGACACUCCAAUGGCAAUCAACUGCGAGUGGGGUGCUUUUGACAACGAACACAAAGUUCUCCCUCGUACUCCAUACGAUAUCAUUAUUGAUAAAGAUUCUCCACGUCCUGGUCAGCAAGCAUUUGAGAAGAUGAUUGCUGGUCUUUACCUUGGAGAGCUUUUCAGAUUGGUUCUAGUUGAUCUUCACGACAACAAAGAUAUUCACAUCUUUGAGGGUCAGGACAUCGAGAAGCUCCGAAAAGCUUAUACUUUGGACUCUUCUUUCUUAUCCUUGGUUGAGGAGUAAGUUCCUAUAGCUGCUCUGUUUUUAUGGUUGGUGAUUAACACUGUCUAGGGAUCCAUUCGAGAACUUGUCAGAGACAGCUGACCUGUUCCAAAACAAGCUCGGCAUAGUCACCACUGUUCCAGAACUUGAGCUUAUCCGCCGUCUCGCUGAGUUAAUAGGUACCCGUGCUGCCCGUCUUUCCGCCUGUGGUGUUGCCGCCAUUGCCAAGAAGAAGGGUUACGAGACCUGCCACGUUGGAGCUGAUGGAUCAGUCUUCAACAAAUACCCUCACUUCAAGGCUCGUGGUGCAGCGGCACUUCGUGAAAUUCUUGAUUGGCCUGCCAAGAAGAGUGCUAAGGAGCAUGAUCCCAUUGAAAUCUUGGCCGCCGAAGAUGGAUCUGGUGUCGGUGCAGCUUUGAUUGCUGCUUUGACCCUCAAGCGUGUUAAGGAAGGUAACAUGGCUGGUAUCUUGCACCCAGAGAACUUUAGAUGAGUUAGUACGUGAACUCAGGUAAAAGGAUAUACAAGUUUCGAGGAGUUGAUAUUGAGUGAUGCGAACAUGAAUACUAUGGACAGUCAGUUAAGAUCGAUGUUUAGAGAAAGUAUUUCUAUGGCAUAAGAAUGUAUGUAGACAAAGACCCGCAUGACAUUUUUUUGCUUCUACUCGCUUGCGCAUUCCCUUCAUAUUUUAGCAGACCAAAGCGUUUGGCAAUCACACACAAGACCAAUAAAUAUAAA
Molecule: messenger RNA, 2953 nt
Organism: Sclerotinia trifoliorum
Lineage: Eukaryota; Fungi; Ascomycota; Leotiomycetes; Helotiales; Sclerotiniaceae
Source: the annotation of a GenBank genome assembly